Messenger RNA from Photinus pyralis (common eastern firefly), 1809 nucleotides. RefSeq names its product mitogen-activated protein kinase kinase kinase 7-like. The record is from RefSeq and is a predicted model, not a curated record. Gene Ontology annotation, molecular function: magnesium ion binding; ATP binding; MAP kinase kinase kinase activity. The coding region runs from base 102 to 1637 and encodes 511 amino acids. NCBI's taxonomy places the organism in Eukaryota, Metazoa, Arthropoda, Insecta, Coleoptera, Lampyridae. The transcript is spliced from 8 exons. Gene Ontology annotation, biological process: protein phosphorylation; JNK cascade; positive regulation of canonical NF-kappaB signal transduction.
AUCUUCAAACCAAAAUAUCUUUGAUAAUGGAAUAAAUUUAUUUUAAAAACAAUGCGAGAAGACCAAAAAAUGAUAGAUAAAAUGAAUUGAAACGUCUUUCAAUGGCUACUCCAGAUAAUGAGGCUCCUGAAAAUGUACAAUUUGUUAAGGAGAUUGAAUACAGCGAGAUCGAAAAGUUGGAGAUUGUAGGUGAAGGUAGCUUCGGUGUCGUAUACCGAGGAAAAUGGAAAGGUAAAGAUGUCGCAGUAAAAAACAUAACCACUGAAGCCGAACGUAAGGCGUUCGCCGUCGAAGUACGUCAGCUAUCCAGAGUCGACCAUGACAACAUUGUGCAAUUGUACGGCGCCUCGACGAAGGGCCCCAACAUAUGUCUCGUAAUGGAAUACGCCGAAGGCGGCUCGCUGUUUAACGUGCUGCAUUCGAAGCCUCGCGCGCAGUACUAUGCGGCUAACGCGAUCUCGUGGUGUCUGCAGUGCGCCCAGGGUGUCGCGUAUCUGCACGCCAUGAAACCGAAACCACUAAUUCACAGAGAUCUGAAACCGCCCAAUCUCUUGCUUAUAAUGGAGGGUCGAAAGCUCAAGAUUUGCGAUUUCGGUACCGCGGCGGAUAAGAGUACUUAUAUGACGAAUAAUAAAGGGUCGGCGGCUUGGAUGGCACCAGAGGUGUUCACAACGUCGAAUUAUACCGAGAAAUGCGACGUGUACAGUUGGGGAAUAAUCCUGUGGGAGGUGCUAUCGAGGCGAAGACCUUUCUAUCACCUGAAGGGGUCCGCGUUUACGAUAAUGUGGGCCGUGCACAAGGGAAUGCGACCGCAGCUCAUACGUCACUGUCCGCCGCCGUUAGAAAAGCUAAUGCAAGACUGCUGGGACGAGGAUCCGUCGAUAAGGCCUAGCAUGCAAAAGGUGGUCGAGAUUAUGAGUGCCAUUUCGACGUUUUUCCCCGGCGACGAUCAACCCAUUGUUUAUCCUAUAGAGGAUGACAGUGUGGAGGACGAGUGCGAAGAAGAUGAUCUUUAUGUGAAAUCGCAAUUUCCUGACAAUAGUAAGACUAACUUGGAAAAUUCUAGGCAAUAUACGCUUCCGCAGCCGCCCGAUUCGGGGAUGCCGCCUUUGUCUGUGGAAGUUGAUCCGGACGCAUGGGAAUUAGAAGAGUAUAACGACUUAGAAUUGCGCACCAUGCCCGGAUUUGACAAGAUGAUGCCCAAAAACUGUAGUAGAAGCACGGUACAAACAGAAGUACAAAAUUCAAUUCCCCCCGAAGCGCCGGACUCGCCCGAUCCGAACCUCGACAACAUGUACCUACUCCUGGAUCCGCAUCUUCGCCCCGCCACGCCCGACUUGGACGAUCCCAGUUCCGUCUCGCUAUUCGAGGAACACAAACAAUUAGCUCAGGAAUAUCUUAAGGUACAAACGGAACUAGCGUAUUUAUCACAGCGAAAGACGAAACUACAGGAAACACAAAGUUUAGAGCAACAGAGACAGAGAAAGACAAUAGAACAGUUACAAAGUGAGAAGCAGGCCCUAAUAUUGCUUAAGAAAAGCUUAGAGAAACAGAAAGAGUUACUUACCGCCAAUAUCGGUCGGCCGCCGUCUGACGGUUGGGUUUUAGUGCCACGAAGUGACGAAAGUGAACUUUAGGCGUUUGGUUCGUUUUUACUUAUUUUAACUCUGUGUUAUUAUUUUUAUUUUUUUUUAAUCUAGUUUUUUAAACAUAUCACUGUACAUAUAUGUUUUUAAUAUGACAAAUUUUAAAUGUCUUGGGUUUGUUUCAAUGCAAACAUGCAAGAAAUAAAGUUUUUAUAAUGUUUGA